Phytophthora nicotianae INRA-310 is the source of this 1701-nucleotide messenger RNA. RefSeq lists its product as hypothetical. NCBI's taxonomy places the organism in Eukaryota, Oomycota, Peronosporomycetes, Peronosporales, Peronosporaceae. The transcript has a single exon. Gene Ontology annotation, cellular component: plasma membrane. Bases 75 to 1592 code for a protein of 505 amino acids. Gene Ontology annotation, molecular function: nucleoside transmembrane transporter activity. Gene Ontology annotation, biological process: nucleoside transmembrane transport. The record is from RefSeq and is a predicted model, not a curated record.
CCUCGGUCUUAGUAUAGCUCUUCAACGACCGGUGAUGAGCCAUUCGCCGACAAGCAGUCGCCGGGAUUGAAGCGAUGGCGGUCAAGCCUCCCAAGAAUUUGACGCUGGAUCUGGAGGCGCCCGUCAUGGUGGAGGACCUGGAGCCAGAGCUUCCCGUGGGCGAUCUGGACGACCGUGUGGGCUUGUGGAUCACGUACUGCGCCUUCUUCUUCAGCGGGGCAGGAUCCAUCGCCAUGUGGAGCUCUAUAACGCUGUGUCUUACCUUCUUUGACGAGAAAUACCCGGAAGAUCGCGUGGGCUUCGUCUUCCCCGUCGUCAAUAUGUCCACGUUGCUGGUUAUCAGCCUGUACAUGGUCAUGGCGGGUCGACAACUGUCUCUGAACUCCAGGAUGCACGGAUCACUGGCCGCCUACGCGUCCUUCGUGCUGCUUCUCCCACUAGCCAACGUGAUCGCUCUGCCCCAUGACUUCGGCUAUCCGCUGACGUUGCUGACACUCAUGGGCUCGACAAUCUCGUCAUCCAUCAUGCAGUCGACCAUGUACGGUUUGGGGGGAGUUUUCGGCCCCAUGUUUAUCCAGGCCAUUGAAGGUGGCAAAGGCUUUGGUGCUAUUCUGCUGUUUGCAGUUAGACUCACUCUAAAAUGGUAUUUGGAAGCCAAUGACAGCGAACGACGUGACUUCCAGCUACAGAAUUACUAUGCUAAACUGUCGAUGGGCGUGUUUUUCGGUGUUGCACUUGUCAUUGUGACGACCACGUGGGUGCUGUACUGGGCUCUGCUGCAUACCAGGUUCGCUCAGCCGUUGCUGACAGAGUACGCGCUAGUGCAGCAUGAGACGCCAUUGACUCCACCGGUGCUGUCGCCCCUGUCGAGCCCCGUUAGCCCGAUGCGACGACCUAACGCGUUCUUCGGUCGCGAUGGGGUGAACGAACGCAGCCCGCUGUUAGCGAACAACAUGAGCGCGCGCAAUGGAACCGCACUGAACAAUCAAGACGACGACGCUGACGAUGAGGAAGACGCGUUCGAGAUUGAGGAAGAGCUGGAGGAGCACGCUGCCGCCGCGACCGUCAUGAACGUACUGCAUACUGCGCUCAAGCCCUUCUUUUCGCUGUUUUUCUCCUACUUCGUGUGCUUGUCGUGUUUCCCCGGCAUCAUCUCGGCCAUUCCAUCCGUGUCGCUGGGUCUGGGCGACUGGUUCCCCAUUGUCUUGGUUGGUUGCUACAACCUGGGUGACCUCGUGGGGAAGAACCUGCCGAUGUACGCGAUGUACUUUGAUGUUUCGACACUUCACCGCCCAUGGCCAUUCCAACUCUCGUUCCUCCCGCUGUUCAUGGCAGCGCUUGUUCACCCCUUCGAAGACAUUACGAUCAUCGUGGCAGUGUUAUUGCUGGGGUUAACCACGGGGUACGUUGCUACAUCCAGCAUCAUCAUCGCGCCGAGCAUUUGCUCCGAGUACCAGAAAGAAGUCGCUGGAAUGGUGGGUGGACUCAGCUCUAUCAUCGGACUCUGCGCAGGAUCUUACAACGGCUUGGCAAUGGAGGCGAUCGUCCAGUUCUGGACAGGAAACAUGCCACAGGAGCAACCAAUGCUUUAAAGCCCUGAAACUGAAAGAUUACAUCAAGUUGAAUAGAAUUUCCAUGCAGAUCCAUAACGUGUCUGUGAUGGUAUCAAUAACUUGACAUAGCACGUACAUUGUAUCAUGA